Messenger RNA from Antechinus flavipes (yellow-footed antechinus), 5099 nucleotides. Its product is annotated as zinc finger protein 135-like. The transcript has 4 exons. Gene Ontology annotation, molecular function: DNA-binding transcription repressor activity, RNA polymerase II-specific. The record is from RefSeq and is a predicted model, not a curated record. The coding region runs from base 1 to 2694 and encodes 897 amino acids. Gene Ontology annotation, biological process: negative regulation of transcription by RNA polymerase II. NCBI's taxonomy places the organism in Eukaryota, Metazoa, Chordata, Mammalia, Dasyuromorphia, Dasyuridae.
AUGAGGCGGAGGUGGAGGCCCUACACAAAGCUCAAGGGAAAAGGAUCGGGGGUCUUGGUGGAGGCCCAGGGAGACCCAGUGCCCCGCAAAGGGUUGAGAGUGCGGGGGACUGCUCUUCUCGGUUCUGGAACUACUAAAAUCACCUCCAAAACUGCACCUGGUAUUGCAAGGAGUCUUGUGCGGGAGGGGCGGGACACUGAAUCAUGCAAUUAUCUGUUACAUAAGGGUCAGACAAAGCGGUCAUUGUGGAGAGACCUAAGGGCCGAUAGAACCGGCAAAGUAUCCAGUGAAAUCAAACACCAGGAAAAGAAUGUUCAGUGCGCAGACUCAACGCAUUCCAAGAAAGGGCCGCAGCGCUUCAUGGGAGAUGUAGUCCAAGCCAACGAUUCUCAUUCGCGUGCAGGACGGAGCCUUCCCCUUCCGCACUCUACUUCCCAUAAGGUUUUGCGGUUAGUCGGUCUGCGGAACUAUAGGCUGUCAAUAUUCCCGCCGAGUAAAAUGCAUCAUGGGAAUGUUUCUUCCGCCUCUCUGAGUGCACCUGAUUCGCUGACCCGGAGAGUAAAGGAGCUAGAGCGCCGUCUCACUGCUUCUUCGCUCCCCGUUCCCCGUUUCCAGCUCCGUCGGAGCCACCGAGCUCAGCCCUGUAAAGACCCUGCCCUUCCCCGGCAGCAGAUGGAGGCCGAGGAGGGCCCGACUUCUGGCUGCCUCAUGGCCGCCUUUCAGGAGCCGGUGACCUUCCGGGACGUGGCCGUGGACUUCACCUGGGAGGAGUGGAGGGUCCUGGAGCCGGCGCAGAGGGCCCUGCACAGGGACGUGAUGCUGGAGAACUUCCAGAACCUGGUCUCUGUGGAUUCCUUUAUUGAAGAGACUCGGUGUGAAAGAAAGGAUCCCAGUCUGAUACAAGGCAUUUACCCAGGAACAUCAUAUAAAAAAAGCCUGCCAAAGGAUAGUCCUCAGCCUUCUAAGAAAAGAGAAAUGAGGAGAUUUAAAGUCAAUUUAGAGAAACAGAAAAAUAGCCAGAGGAGACAACCCAGACUAGUAACUAGUCACGGCAAAGACCCUAAUAAAAUGCAUGUUCUUCAUCAUGAUACAAUGGGGAGAAGUUUUGAUUUGGCGUCAGGCUUUGUUAUACCGAAGAAAGGCACUAUGGGGAAAAGUCUCCAUAAAGAUAAGAAACUUGGAAAAAGCUUGAAAGAUUUUCCCAGCCACUUUAUAUGCUAUAUAGUCUCCUUAGAGAAGAACCUCUCUAAAUAUAUCAAGUAUAAGAAGCCCUUCAGUUACCACUCAGACCUAAUUACCUUUCAUAAAAUACAUGCUGGAAAAAGACUACAUGGACACAUUGGGGCCGGGACAGCCUAUGGCAAAAGAUCAAAUCUGACUGAACAUAGGAUAACACAUACUGGAAAGAAAUACUGUAAUUGUAAUAAAUGUAGGAAAACUAGCUACACUGAAAUCUUGACUAAAUAUAAGAGAAUUCAUACCAGAGGAAAACACUUGGAAUGUAACGAAUGCGACAAAGGCUUUGGUUUGGUGUCAAACCUUAUUAUACAUCAGAGAACUCACACUAUGGAGAAACCCUUUAAAUGUAAUGAAUGUGGAAAAUCCUUCAGUAUAAGGGGAAGACUGAACAGACAUAAGAUAAUUCAUAGUGGAGAAAAACCUUUUGAAUGUACUGAGUGUGGGAAAGCUUUCAGCCGCAGGGGACACCUUACCAGACAUCAAGAAAUUCACAGUGGAGACAAACGCUUUAAAUGUGGAGAAUGUGGAAAAGGCUUCAGUUGGAGGGCAAGUCUUAGUACCCAUCAAAGAACCCAUACUGGAGAGAAACCUUUCAUAUGUAAGGAAUGUGGGAAAGCUUUCAGUGAGCGGGGAAGCCUCAUCAGCCAUCAGAGAACUCACACUGGAGAGAAACCUUUUACAUGUAAUGAAUGUGGAAAAGCUUUCAGUGAGAGGGCAACCCUCAAUACCCAUCAGAGAACUCACACUGGAGAGAAACCCUUUGAAUGUCAUGAAUGUGAGAAAGCCUUCAGUAGCAGGGGAAGCCUCAACAGACAUCUGAGAAUUCACACUGGAGAGAAACCCUAUCGAUGUAGUGAAUGUGGCAAAGGCUUCAGCCAGAAGGGACACCUCAUUUAUCAUGAAGCGAUUCAUAUUUAUGAUGGAGAUAAGCCCUUUAUAUGUAGUGACUGUGGGAAAAGAUUUAGGGAGAGGGGAACUCUUACUACUCAUCAGAGAACUCAUACUGGAGAGAAACCCUUUAAAUGUAACGAAUGUGGGAAAGACUUUAGACGGAGAGGAAACCUUAUUGCUCAUCAAAGAACUCAUACUGGAGAGAAACCCUUUUCAUGUAAGGAAUGUGGGAAAGACUUUAGUCAUAGGGGAAACCUUAUUACCCAUCAGAGAACUCAUACUGGAGAGAAACCUUUUGAAUGUAGUGAGUGUGGGAAAACCUUCAGCCAGAGAGGACAUCUUAUUAAUCAUCAAGGAAUUCAUAGUGGAGAGAAGAGCUUUAAACAUGAUCAGUGUUGGAAGAGCUUCAGCCAGAGGGGACAUCCCAUUAAUCACCCAGAAUUUUAUACGAGAGAGAAUCCUUUUAAAAGUAAUGAAUGUAGGGAAGAUUUUGGGAAGAGUGGAAAUCUUAUUAGUCAUCAGAGAACUCAUAUUGGAGAGAACCCCCUUGAAUGUAAUGUGUAGCAAAGACUUUAGUCUGGUGUCAGAUCUUAUACACCAGAGAACUCAUACUCCAGAGAAAUUUAAUGAAUAUUACGUCAGUAAUCGGGAAGAUUGAAUAGACAUAAGAGAAUUCAUACUGGAAGGAGAAAAAAAAAAAAACUCUUUGAAUAUACUGAGUGUGGAAAGCUUUCAGCCAGAGGGAACACUUUAUUAAUUAUCAAGGAAAGACUUUAAACAGUGUGGGAAGAACUUCAACUAGAGGGAGCACCUCAUUAAUCAUUAAAAAGUUCAUAGGGAAGAGAAACCUUUAAAAGUAAUGAAUGUGAGAAAGACUGUAACCAGAGGGGAAACCUUAUUGCCCUUCAGAGAACUUGUCCUGAAGAGAAACUCUUUGCAUGUGGGAAUGUGAGGAAGUUUUCAGUGAAGGGAAAAAUCUCAUCACCCAUCAGAGAACUCUGGGUGAACCCAGAGAGCAAGCCUUCUCAUUUAUUCUUUCCAUGUAAUGAAUGUGAAAAAUAUUUCAGCAAGAUAUCAAAAAGUUAUUAUUUUCCAGAGAAUUUAUCCUGGGGAGGAACCCUUUGCCAAUGGGCAAAACUUAUUACCUAUCAGAGAAUGCAUACUGGGAAGAAGCUUUUUUAAUAUAAUGAUUGAGAAAAAUCUUUAGGCAGAGGAAUUAUUACACAUCAGAAACUUCAUAAUAAAAUAACCAUUUAAACAUAAUAUGAGCAAGGUUUAACCUGGAGGGGACAUCAUUUAAAAAUUGUAUUGCGAGUUUUGUUUUUCUGCAUUUCUCAAUGUGUCACCUUCUCCUGGCCUCCCAGGGAGCCAUUCCCUAUACCAAAGAAAAAACUGAUCCAGCAAAGUCAAACAACACCUGAAAAAUCUGACAUUAAAUGCAACACUGCACACUCAUAGUUCCCCACUACUGUAAAGAAUCAGAUACCCUUUCAUUUCUUUCAAGGCCAAACUGGUCAUAAUUUCAUAUAAAUUAGUUUAGAUAUUGUUUUCUUUCCAUUUCCAUCCUUGUAGUCUCCCUGUAGGUUGUUUUCCUGCUUUUACCUUCAAUUCAUGUAAAUCUUCCUAUACUUCUCAUGUUGACCAUUUUUUAUAGCACCUUAAUACUUCCAUUACAUCCAUGUACCAUAACCUGUUUCGCCAUUCCCCCCUCAAAGGUUGGUUAUCUACUUUGUUUCCAGUUGUUUGCCACCUUCAGAAGAGACUCCUUCUACCAGCAACUUAUAUUAGACAGAAAAUAGUGGUUUUAUUUUAUUUUUUUAAUGAUCGUGGGAAAGGCCUCAGUUGGAGAGGAUCCUUAUUAUCUGUGUGUAAUCCUUGUUACUCGUGUACAAUUAAAGUUUUGCCAGCAGUGAAUGUGAGAGACUCUUCAGUGAAAGUAGGUUACUCAGAAUCCAGCAGAUCAUUUAUACCAGGGAAGUGGAAGGGCAUAAGCAUUAUUAUUAAGUACCUAUUAUGUGCCAGCCAACAUUUGCUGUGCUAAAUAAUUUUACAAAGAUCUCAUUUGAUUUGAAAUGAAAGCCUUUAAAUAGUGAAUAAGAAAGGCUUCAGCCACUGGACUGACCUUAGUGUUCAUCAGCUCACUCAUCCCAAAAAGCUUUUAAUGUAAUAAAUGUGGGAAAGCUUUCAUUGAGAGGGGAUGCCCGCGGGGUGCUUGAAUGUACCAGAGAGCUCAUGAUAGAAAGAGGUCUUUUGAAGCUCAUGUGGACCAGUCUUAAGGGAUGUGUAUCAGAAAACAUCUGCAUUGGCUCAUUUUGAAUGCAACAUCAGCAUCCACAUCUGUUGGCAAGUAGAUGCCUGUCAAAUGGGGAAUGGCUAAAGUAACUGGGACACGGGAAUAUGAUGGAAUGAUUCUGUGCUGUAAUAACGAAUCUGAAAAGUCUGGGAUAUAAAAAAAGCCUGAUACAAAAUAAUAGCAAAGUAAGCUGAAUUAGGAACCCAACGUAUACGAGGGCUAGCAGAUAAGUGUAAAGAACAGAAAACAAACAAUGCUUGGAAUUAUAGUAAUCCAGCAUAACUGUGGGUUAUUAUUUGAGGAGGGCAUGUAUUGUGGAGGUAUAAGUUGGUGAAUUUGUUUCGCCUGACUAUACCAAUUUGUUACAAGGGAGGACUUUUAGUUGGGGGGGAGGGGUCGGAGGGGGGAAAGGAAUGGAUAGAGAUGGUAACAGAACAGAGGAGGGAAGAUGGAGCGAUCAAAUGUUUUUAAAUGCCCUGAAGAAGACAACUAGAAGUUCAGAAAGGGACUGAAUAAGAGCAAUGUCAAUAUGAUUGCAUUGAGUUUAAUAUAUACUUUUAAAAAAGAACAGCUUAGUAUUUAAUAGAAAUUCAGUGUUGGGUACAUUCUUGUUUUUUGUAUGUAAAAAUGUUUGUUUAUAUUUUUAAAGUUAAUAAAAUAAGACAAUUGAACUGUU